UUUCCCCUACUUCUUCUCUACUACAGCCGCCAUAAUGCACAACAAACACCACCACCCGCCUGACCCUCCCGUACCCAUCGCGCGGCGCCCCUCGGCCCCAGGCCUCCCCGACACCCUCCGCGACAACAUCACGCUCCCAGCGCCCCGGGGCGCCCCCUCCACGCAAACCUCCGUGACCGCGUCCGCCCACCCGCUCGAAGCCCGUCUGCACGCGUGGCGCGCCACCCAAGACGCCCUGAAGAUGGAGUCGCUGCGUCGGGCGUACGGGAUCGCCGAGCCCGUGCGCCGCGGCAUGGAGCUGCGCAUCGUCAAGGAUGGAUCGUUCACGCCGGCCAUGCUGGGCGGUGGGAAGGGCGGGAAUCUCCAUGAGGAUAUUUUGGUGCUUGGGGGGAGGGAUGCUGAGGUGGGGUGGGAGGAUGUUUUUAAGGGAGACGAGUUCCGCGAACCUCCUACUUUCCACCAUGAGAUGGAGAACAGAUUGCGUAUGGAGCAUUAGGGGGGUGGAUAUCCAGGAUCAAGGAUUGUUGAUUGGGAUAUGGAUGGGUUCAUGUGAAUGCAUGGAUAUAGGAUAGGGAUAGGUAGGACUGGGCUGUUUACGGGUCGUUAUGAUGAAGUAGUCUUUGAUACAAUGCAUGCGGAUACAACAAUCUAAGAG
This is a messenger RNA of Aspergillus heteromorphus CBS 117.55, 655 nucleotides long. RefSeq names its product proteasome maturation protein. Gene Ontology annotation, cellular component: nucleus; cytoplasm. Gene Ontology annotation, biological process: proteasome assembly. The record is from RefSeq and is a predicted model, not a curated record. Lineage: Eukaryota; Fungi; Ascomycota; Eurotiomycetes; Eurotiales; Aspergillaceae. The transcript is spliced from 3 exons. The coding region runs from base 35 to 496 and encodes 153 amino acids.